AUGCACCACACAAAAAUGAGAAACCAAACUCAGCUUUCAGAAUUCCUUCUCCUGGGAUUCUCAGAGGACCCAGCACUGCAGCCUCUAAUAUUUGGACUUUUCCUCUCCAUGUAUUUGGUCACUGUCAGUGGGAACUUACUCAUCAUGCUGACUAUCCUCACUGACCCACACCUCCACACACCCAUGUACUUCUUCCUCGCCAACCUGUCCUUGGUGGAUGUCUGCUUCACCUCCACCACCACCCCCAAGAUGCUGGUGAACAUCCAGGCAUACAGCCAAGCCAUCAGCUAUGCAGGCUGCAUCACACAGAUGUGCUUCUUCCUGCUUUUUGCAGAACUGGACAAUUUUCUAUUGGCUGUGAUGGCCUAUGAUCGCUUUGUGGCCAUCUGUCACCCACUGCACUACCAGGUCAUCAUGAAGCCCCAGUUCUGUGUUCACCUGCUUCUCUUGUGUUGGGCCAUCAGUCUCCUGCAUGCCCUGUUGCAAAGUUUAAUGGUGCUGCAUCUAUCCUUUUGUCUGCAUGUAGAAAUUCAUCACUUUUUCUGUGAACUGAAUGAGGUGGCCAGCCUUUCCUGCUCGAACACUCUUCUUAAGGAUGUGGCUACAUAUAUCGUACCUAUGCUGCUAGCCAUUGUUCCCCUGGCUGGGAUCCUGUAUUCCUACUACAACAUCAUCUCCUCGAUCCAUUCCAUCUCCUCAGCUCAGGGCAAGUAUAAAGCAUUUUCCACCUGUGCCUCUCACCUCUCUGUCGUCUCUUUGUUUUAUGUCACAGGUCUAAGUGUGUACCUCAGUUCUUCUAUUUCCCAUAACUCACACUCCACUUCCCUGGCCUCAGUAAUGUACACGGUGGUCACCCCCAUGCUGAACCCCUUCAUCUACAGCCUGAGGAACACAGACAUGAGGAUGGCACUGAAAAGACUCUUGUUCCAUAACUGA
Ochotona princeps (American pika) is the source of this 936-nucleotide messenger RNA. Its product is annotated as olfactory receptor 7A10-like. Lineage: Eukaryota; Metazoa; Chordata; Mammalia; Lagomorpha; Ochotonidae. Gene Ontology annotation, biological process: G protein-coupled receptor signaling pathway. Gene Ontology annotation, molecular function: olfactory receptor activity; G protein-coupled receptor activity. The coding region runs from base 1 to 936 and encodes 311 amino acids. Gene Ontology annotation, cellular component: membrane. The record is from RefSeq and is a predicted model, not a curated record. The transcript has a single exon.